AUGAAUAAAGACACUGCUUUGCAAUAUCUACACAACGCACUUCAGCCAGAUGGAAAUAUUCGUGCCGAAGCUGAAAGAGCGAUUAAGUCUUUUAUUCAAUCCAGCUUUCAGGACUCUCUGACAUUGUUCAUUCAAAUAAUCUUUGACACGUCUGUUCCUCAGCCAAGCAGACAAAUUUGCUCAAUCAUUGUGAAGAACUGCCUGCAUUCAAAAAACCAGAGGUUGCAAAAGAGCUAUGAAUCCAACUGGCUUUCAUGUCCUAUUGAGUUCAGAUCAAACUUUAUUAGUCUUUUGAACAAAAAUCUUGACUGUAAGGAACAGAGCAUAUUUUCUAACAUAACGAAAAUAUACGGUUCCAUCAUCAGAAUUGAAACAUCAAAUAGAACAGGCAUAGAUAUUUUAAAAACCCUGCAGGCUGGCAUUUCAAAUCAAAGCUUUGCAGUGGGUAUUUUAGAGUCCAUUGCGCAUGCAUGUGAUCAAUUGUACGAGGAAACAUUGUAUGAAUUUGGAAAUGAAAAGCAUGACAUCUUUAAUAUCAGCAUGUUUUACUUAAAGCCUGGCGCAGGUCCAUCUAGAAACAUUAUAUUUUCAACUCUUCGUUGCAUUUUAAGCUGUCUUGAGGUUUUUGAGGAUAUUUUAAGCUCUGAAAAUGCCAGGCAUGAGUUUAUUUAUAAGAUUUUUGCCACAGAGAAGCCUGAUUCUGAAGUGCUAGAGAUUAGUCUUGAGGUAAUUAAUAGAUUUGUCGAUGUAUAUAGCUGCUUGACUGAUAGCGAGUUAAUGCCUAUUUGCCAGUUUUAUCUGUCAUAUUUUGACAGCAAACACGACGAGGUUCCUCUUCAGAUAUUUGACUUUUGGUCUUUGCUGUUGGAGCUGGAAAAAUACACGAUUUUAAAGCCGCUUGUAUCAACACUUGUGCCCAACCUGCUGCUGUGUAUAACAAAAGAAGACGUUUGUGAUUUAUCGCCUUCUCCACACAAGGCAGCAUGCUCACUUUUGAUGGAUAUUACCUCGAAAAUGAAAAUUUUACUGCUGAGCGACCAAAUGUACCAGAACUUUAUUUUGAACAACCUUAGUUCAUCAGAAUUAGAGAAGCACGCAAUCGGAGCAACUGCGCUUGGCUGUAUCUGCACUGCUGGCUCUGAUGACUUUCUGUACCAAGUACUUCCAAUAUUGAUAAAUGAUCUGGGACAUGAUGAAUGCGUCAAUGAGGCAUUGUUUGCUAUUGCAAGGGUGUGCGAAAACGAUAUAUCACUAGCCGUUAAUUUUCUCCCAACAAUCAUACAAAAAGUUGGCAUUUUGAUAGAGUCAAGAACUAAAGUUGCAGUGAACGCAGUGCUCGUUUACAACUCAAUACUAUUGUCCAUGAAGGCUGAUAUUGUUAAAGAAGUUGAAAACAUUGUGCUUUUCCAUUAUUCUGACAUUCUGUCUAUCCUCGUUUAUAGGCUAGACCAGGCAGAGCCCAGUGAAUAUGAACUAAGAUCAGUUCUAAACUUGACUCUAUCAGAACUAAUCCUGUGCUGCCCAAGCAGUCAUAAGAACAUUCUUGACCAGCUUCAAAGCUAUCUUCUCACGAAAGUGAAGUCUGCAAUCCAAACAGUCAAAACGUCCGUAGACCAGCAGUUUUUAGUUUUUGAUGAUGUUUUGUGCAGCUACAUUGUACUUCUUGAGUCAUGUUUGAGUAUGAAGAAGAUAUUUGAUGCCGACGAAAUAGCUGAAGUCUUUAUACAGUGUCUUUUGUUACCCAAGAUGCUUGUUCAAGGAGAAAUUUACAUUGUGAUCUCAAAGCUUUUAACUCACUUUUCGAUAUAUUUGAAAAGAUUUAUUCCAUUUGCAUUGCGGGACAUCUCUAGUGAUGAAAGCUUUGUUCUCAAAUCAGCGCUUAAUCUCCUUUCUGAUUGCGCCAUUUUAUUAGAAUCGAAUUUCAUUGAAUUUACAAAUACUGUUAUACCAGCGCUAGCGAACGCCAUCACAUCACCUGAUGUGUCCUUAGAAAUCAAGCCCAGGAUCAUUGUGUCACUAGGAGAUAUUGCAUUGGCCGUUGGAAAAAGCUUUGAGCCAUAUGUUUCAUUGUGUGUAAUGUUGCUAACUCAAAUUAACACACUAAGCCGCGAGGGAGACGAGGACUAUGUUGAUAAUUUGCGAAAGGCAGUAAUUCAACUAUUCAGCUGUCUCUUUUUAUCUGUUGGAAAUACCGAUGAAAUGCGUCUAUCCCUAAAUGAAAUACUGAGCAAUAUUAAAGUUGCCAUACAACAUGAUAAAGAAAGUGCAUAUGUAAAGGAGUCUCUUAACAUAAUCUGCGACAUCCAGACUAUUUUUGGAACUGAUAAAAUUACCGAAGACUGGGUAGUUAAGUUUUUGCAUGAGGUUAUAAGGAAUUCUACUGGAAAUACUGGUCAAAAGGCAAAAGAGAUAUUAGAAACGAUAUAUUAA
This is a messenger RNA of Vittaforma corneae ATCC 50505, 2430 nucleotides long. RefSeq lists its product as uncharacterized. The transcript has a single exon. The record is from RefSeq and is a predicted model, not a curated record. The coding region runs from base 1 to 2430 and encodes 809 amino acids. NCBI's taxonomy places the organism in Eukaryota, Fungi, Microsporidia, Nosematidae.